Gasterosteus aculeatus aculeatus (three-spined stickleback) is the source of this 2079-nucleotide messenger RNA. It is a transcript of the gene chrnb1l, whose product is annotated as cholinergic receptor, nicotinic, beta 1 (muscle) like. The record is from RefSeq and is a predicted model, not a curated record. Lineage: Eukaryota; Metazoa; Chordata; Actinopteri; Perciformes; Gasterosteidae. Gene Ontology annotation, cellular component: postsynaptic membrane. Gene Ontology annotation, molecular function: transmembrane signaling receptor activity; acetylcholine-gated monoatomic cation-selective channel activity. Gene Ontology annotation, biological process: monoatomic ion transmembrane transport.
ACAGAUUGGCGAACACCAACAGGUGCUUCGCCCCACAGGCCUCCUGGUCCAAACACUCCCUGCAUGUGCAUCUUAUCAGGCCGCGGUUUCACCCAUGCGACAAGGGACAGCAGAGGCAGAGCAGAGCUGAACACAGCUGGAGGUGCCAACGAGCCAAAUGGUGGUGUGCAUGUAGCUAAGAGGCCGACAGGUGUGUCUUUUUGGAACCCAACGAGAUUCUAAACUGCCGAUACAGCAGAAAGUGGGGGUUUUGACUGGACGUAAAAGUAUAAGAUGUCAUGACCUGCAUGAGUGGACAACUGAAGAUGAACGUGAUCAUUCAUGCCAGGAUGAACUUAUUCAUCAUCGGAUGCAGCUGCCUUUGUGUCGGCUUUGCUGGAGCCUCAGAGACGGAGCGGAGGCUCCAUCAAAAGCUCUUUGAGAACUACAACAUGAAAGUCAGGCCAGCUGCCUACUGGGAGGAGAAGGUGAUGGUUCGAGUGGGGAUGACCCUCUCACAGCUCGUCAGCCUGAACGAGAAGAACGAAGAGAUGACAACCAACGUGUUCAUGAACCUGGCGUGGACAGACUACAGGUUAUCAUGGAACCCAGAGGACUUUGACAACAUUCAAGUUUUGAGGAUUCCUGCCAUCAAAGUCUGGCGUCCAGACAUCUACCUCAUCAACAAUAAUGACGGUCAGUUCGACGUGGCUCUCUACGUCAACGUCUUGGUCUACAGCGAUGGGACAGUCAACUGGCUCCCGCCCGCCAUCUACCGAAGCUCCUGCUCUAUCGAGGUGUCGUACUUCCCAUUUGAUUGGCAGAAUUGCAGCAUGAUUUUCCGCUCGUACACCUAUGACGCCUCCGAGGUGGAGCUGCAGUACUUUCUGGACGAUGAGGGCAAAGAGAUUCAGGAGAUUGUUAUAGACGAGAAUGCUUUCACUGAAAACGGAGAAUGGGCCAUCUGUCACAAACCCUCCAGAAAGAACAUUAAGGAGGACCUGUAUGAGGACAUCACCUUCUACCUCAUCAUACAGAGGAAGCCUCUCUUCUACAUCAUCAACAUCAUCCUGCCCUGCGUCCUCACCAGCGUGUUGGCCAUAUUUGUCUUCUACCUGCCUCCUGGAGCAGGAGAGAAGAUGACUCUCUCCAUUUCUGUCCUCAUCGCUCUGACUGUUUUCAUGCUUCUGCUGGCUGACAGGGUCCCAGAGACUUCCCUCGGCAUCCCAAUUAUUGUCAACUACGUGUUGUUCACCAUGAUCCUGGUCACGUUCUCUGUCAUCCUAAGCGUAGUUGUCCUCAACCUGCACCACAGAACGCCCAGCACACACAUCAUGCCGACCUGGGUCCGAAAGGUGUUUAUUCACUUCCUGCCCAAGUACAUUGGCAUGACGAGGCCCAACCCAGAGGAGCCUCUGUUAGAGGAGGAGUCUAGUGAGGACUCGCCCAUCCGAGGCCUCAAUGGCAGGCAGCCUGGAGGAGAGUACUUCUUCCGAAAGAUCAACCCUGACCUCGUCGCUCCGUGGAGAGGCCGAUGUGAGAGCACGGUGCAGCUCCAGCGGCUUCCGGACACUAACAGCUACUGUCUGAUCCUCCCUCCCAACCUGAAGUCAGCCAUCUCUGCCGUGACUUACAUGGCGGAGCAGCUGAAGAAGCAGGACAUGGACGACACGAUAACAGGGGACUGGCAGUUCAUCGCCCUCGUGGUUGACCGUCUCUUCUUGUGGUUGUUUGUCAUCAUCACCACCCUGGGCACCUUGGCCAUGUUCUUGGAUGCCAGUUUCAACUACACGCCCGAUGAGCCCUUUCCUUAGAAGACAAAACACCAAUAAGCAAAGACAGUCGGGCUGCCAUGCAUUGUUUGACCUCACUUCUUAUUGGUGACUUCUGAGAUAUCCACGAAUCACCUCUUCCAUAUUUCUGUGGUGAGCCUAUGGAAUAUAGAAACAUGUAUACAAAACCACAAAAUAACAGACGUUGUGUAUAGAUUUAUAAAAAGGUAAAUGUGGUCACACAUUGACUCAAUCAUGUAUUUAACACAUUGUGAUAAUUGAUUUUUUUUCAGUCUGAAAGUUUAAAAUACAUUUUUCUCAUGAGUGA